Molecule: messenger RNA, 4797 nt
Organism: Chelonia mydas (Green sea turtle)
Lineage: Eukaryota; Metazoa; Chordata; Testudines; Cheloniidae
Gene: TSKU
Product: tsukushi, small leucine rich proteoglycan
Exons: 2
Coding region: 237-1295 (352 amino acids)
Molecular function (GO): protein binding
Source: RefSeq, a predicted model, not a curated record
CCCAACAUAAGAACAGCCUGGAGGCGAAAGGGGCAGCGCCUCCGGCCCGGGCACAGCGAAGCCGCGCGCUGCAGACGGUCCCGGGUGCCAGACCUUCGCCUCGCUGGCGCGGCUGGGAGCUGGACGCGCCGAGCGAAGCCGGGCACUUUGGAGACGCUCCCCGGAGCGGGAAGUGGGGCUGCCGCCCGCAGGCGGCCGCUUCACGCUCGCGCGGAGGCGGAGGCGAGGGUUCAGCAAUGCCUCUGUCAGCCUGGUUCAGCCUGCUGCUUCUCUUUCUUUGUAUUGGUACUACCAAAACCUGCUCCCCAGGAUGCCACUGUGAAGUGGAGAGUUUUGGUCUCUUUGACAGCUUUAGCUUGACCAAGGUGGAUUGCAGUGGAAUAGGCUCACACAUUGUUCCUGUCCCUAUCCCUCUGGAUACUUCCUAUUUGGAUCUGUCCUCAAACAAACUGGAAACCAUCAAUGAGUCAAUGCUGACUGGCCCUGGUUAUACCACCUUGGUGAGCCUUGAUCUGAGCUAUAAUAAAAUUGCUAAGAUCUCUUCCACAACCUUCUCCAGGCUCAGGUAUCUGGAAUCCUUGGAUCUGAGUCAUAACUCUUUGGCAGUCCUUCCCGAUGAAUGCUUCCCCAGUUCACCCCUGGGGGACAUAGAUUUGAGCAACAACAACCUCCUGGAUAUAACGUUAGAUGUCUUUGCUUCCAAAGGUCAAGGAAAACCCAUUAACGUGGAUCUGUCCAACAACAUGAUAAGCGCAGUCACGAGACACCAUGACAAAAACAUCCCCAACAUCCAGAGCUUAAAUCUGUCUGGAAACAGACUGAAGACUGUGCCAAACCUCCAAGGGAUUCCCCUGCGAUACUUAAAUCUCGAUGGGAACCCUCUGGCCAAGAUUGAGAAAGGAGCUUUCGUGGAACUGAAGGAUUUAAUUCAUUUAUCUCUCAGCAGCUUACAUGGCUUUAGAGAGAUCUCUCCGUACAGCUUCAAAGAACUACCCAACCUCCAGGUACUCGAUUUAUCCGGCAACCCCAACCUUAAGUUGUUCAGUGCCGAAAUAGUCUUUGGCCUAAGCUCCUUGCAAGAGCUCAACCUGUCCAGUACAAGUGUUUCCUUCUUGCCAAAGACUGUGCUGAAAUACUUACCUACCAUCAAAAGCAUUACCUUGGGGAAGAAUGUACAGUGUCUUAAGGUGACCAAGGAAGGACAGUAUCACCAACAAAUCGGGCUGACCAAAAAAGAGGUCCUCCGUUGUCAUGACAGCCAUGGGUCGGUAGCAGCAGCGCCCUAUGUCUCGUGAUGUAGGUGGAGGGGAAAGUGCUGAGGGAGAUUGUACAGCCACCUGGACUGAAAUGACCUGCCGCGUGCCUUUCGUAAAUCAUUUUGUUAAUAAUUUAUACGUUUGUCUAUGCCAAUACUUGACGGUGUGUGUCUUUAAAUUCCGUAUUACUGCCCACCGUUUUCUGCCACACGUCCGCUGCUGCCUCUUGAUUCCUGCAAGCGUUUGCAAGUGAUAGGUGCAGCAUGGCAGCCCCAAACAGAGUUCGCUGUGAAUGGGGACCAAGUGGGGUCGCUGUUUUGAAUUCCUAAGGAAGGGCAGAAUAUCUGGGGAGCAAAUGCAUUCGGCCCAGGCUUAUUUGCAGGAGCAAAGGUAGCCCUGUCUACAGCAUGCACCAAAAUGUGUUAACGCCACAGUCAUUUGCUUACAAAUCCAUGCUCUAUCCUUUUUUUCUCCCAAGAAGUGCCUUCCAGAUGUUGCCUUCAUUAGCAGUGCCCUGCUCAUUGUCAUGCUCUUUCAGACUGAAGAAACCAUACUAAGCAAACCUGAGUACAGGGUGUUUCUAAUGCUUGGCUGCUGUGUGCAUAAAAGUGCAAUGAACACUUGGUACUUGGGGACCAUUUUUCCCCUCCUCACCUCACCGAUCCUUUCCGCACAGGAUUGCAUUAGAUCCUCCCCUGGAAAUCCGAGGGGCCUUCUGAGGCAGAUGUGUUGAACCUUAGCAAGUGUUCGUACUCAGCGCUGUGCCAUUCGAAGGACUGAAGGCUGUUUCCCUGGACCCGGUUGCUGUGCGUGUGGCUGAACAGAGCCCGCUUGCGAUAAGGGCAGGUUGUCUGGGAGUCAGGCUCCAGCAGGGUAAAUUAGAGUGAGCGGUGAAAGGGAAAGCCCAUGUAAACUAAAUUUAAAAACUCCCUCCCUUUCUUGGGCAUUUAAGGAAUGCUUGAUGAAGCUCUUUAUCUUGAUAACCAUAUCAAACCAAGAGUAAGCCCAUGGGACUGAGAAGAAGCUGUUUCCUCUCUGACUUCCCCGGCCUAAUAAGAACGUGUGUGACGCAGCUGUGCUGUUUAAUGCAAUUUCAGGCCAGAAAAUGUUAGGGGGGGGGAGGAGGGAGAACGCUCCAGCCCCAAAGCCUGGGGCUAUUGACACCCGCUGUUUAAUAGAACAAGGUAGUAGCAUGCUUGCCUGUGUGGGAAAGGAUCCUUUCCGGGGCCUGCUGCUCUGUGUCAUUCUUUCCACUCUCGUGCUUGGCUUCUUGGCAGCUAACUGAAGUCUUGGGAGCACAGAGCAGUUCGUGUCGGCUUUACUCAAUUGCCUGCAUGCUGAAUUUGGCAGAGGGAAAACCAAGCACGAGCAAAGGGAAUGGGAGCGGCAGACGCCUCCAGGGAGCGAGGGGGAAACAACACACGAGAACUGGCGGUAAGGGAGCGAGACGCGCAGCUCGAACAAAUGGGGGGUGGGGGAGAUGCUACAAGAGAACCAAGCUCCUGCUCUGUGAAUUCAAUGGGGACCUUUGAGCCAUGUCCCCAGAGAAACUCGGCCUGGGUGGAGUCAUUUGCUUACCCCAGGCCUGAAUCUGGCACGCUCUUCCUUGGUGGGGGGGGGGGCAGAGGGAGACAGCAUGGGCAGAAUCUGCUCUCAGCUGCACGAGUCGAAGAGCUUGUCUACACACAGAGCUGCCCCAGUUUCACUAAAGGAAUUAUUUUUCUUUUUAAACCAAUUUAGUUGAGCCCAUGCAAAAAGCUGUGUGGACGCUUUUUUUUUUUUUUUUUUCCCCUGGUUUAAACCAGGUUUUUUUUCAGCUUAGUUUAAGUCCAUCAGGAACAGGUUUAAACUAAACAGCAAUAAAAGCCACUCUUAAACCAGAAUCAAUGUGUCCACAUAGGAGUUUGCACCGGAUUAACUUAAACCAGUGCAAAUAGUUGUGCACACGACCCCUGAGUUAAAUGAAGUCUGACUUGAAUCAGAGUAACAGUUAUUAGAAUCUGGCCCAUUUUGUAGCCAGGCACCGAUGGUGGCUGUAGACAAGAAGGAAAAUGUGAAAGGCAGGGAGUACACUAGCAGCUUCUGCAGGGGAUCAGGCGUAAAUGCACUAUCCUCAAGAAGUGGGCAUGGGAAGAAGACCAGAAGAAGUAGGUCAAGAUGCAUCUGAUCACAUAUGUAAUUGUUGAGUAGAUUCCAAUCUGUCAGAGGAGGGGGGGGAAAUCGAGUACACUUCAUGGUGGAACAGCUUGCAUUCUGAAUCAAAGACACUGCAGUAUCAUCCAUGGAAUCCAGAAAGAGCUAUAUCUUCCCAGCUACAUCUUCGAGAGUAUUUUACAAACUGAAAUUACACUGCCCCACACCAGCUAUCUUGGUGAUGGUAGAAAACUUUUGAGCAAAUCAAAGCCUGUCACUGUCUUGGAAGGGCCAGAUUCCCAGCUGGUGCAAUACACUGACCUACACCAGCUAGGACCUGGCCUUGGAUUUCCAAGUAGCUUCUCCAAUGGCUUUUUCCUGUCUCUUAUUGUGGUAGCCUUGUUAGUCUGUAUCAGCAAAAAAAAACGAGGAAUACUUGUGGCACCUUACAGACUAACAAAUUUAUUUGGGCAUAAGCUUUCGUGGGCUAAAACCCACUUCAUCAGAUGCAUGCAGUGGAAAAUACAAUAGGAAGAUCUCUCUCUCUCUCUCUCUCUAUAUAUAUAUAUAUAUAUACACACACACACAGAGAGAAUAUGAAAAUAUGGGUGUUGUCAUACCAACUGUAACGAGACCAAUCCGUUAAGGUUAAUCUUAACUGAUUGGUCUCAUUACAGUUGGUAACACCCAUUGUUUCAUGUUCUGUGUGUGUGUGUGUAUAUCUCUCUUCCUAUUGUAUUUUCCACUGCAUGCAUCUGAUGAAGUGGGUUAGCCCAUGAAAGCUUAUGUCCAAAUAAAUUUGUUAGUCUGUAAGGUGUCACAAGUCCUCUUCCUUUUUUUUUUUUUUUUCUCUUAUCAUUGAAAUUAAAUACUUUUAAAAAUCUUUUUUCCCUUCACUGAGCCUUUUAAAUGCAUGGCUCACCAUUUGGUUUUGCAAGAUUUUUCUUAAAAGGCAACAAUAUUGUCUUAGACAAGAUGUGAUUCUAUAAAAUCAGGAGGGAAAUGAUGAACAAACAGUAAUAACACCAUGGGCUUGGGUUGGUUUGGGGUUUUUUCUUUCCUAACGGAUCCUGCCUUUUUAAGAGAAUUUUUCUGCUGGCAGAAAACUUAAUUUUUAAAAUUAUAUAUUUGUUUAAUUUUAUAGUUCUGUACUUAGAUGAAAUGUUAGGGGGAUAAUAUACAGGCUGUAGAAGUUACUGCCUUUGCACCACUGUGGUAAAUUUAAUACCCAAUGUGACAAUCCAAUUGAAGACUGCAAGAUUUACUCUUGUAAUCUCAUGGUAGCCGCUAGCUAAAUGAGUCUUAUGAAGGGCUGGUAAAUACCUUCUGUGUCUUUUUUUUUUUUUUUUUCUUUAAGACAUUGUAAUGCUUUGUGAUUAUUCACAAUAUAAUAAAGUAAUUUUGUGGA